AUGGCAUCUUCAAACUCUCGUUUCAUCAUAUCCAUUGUUGGUUCACUCGUUGGCUGCUGUGUUGCAAUCAUUGUUUUAGCCAUUGUCCUUCCGAUCGGUAUCAUCAACAGUCUUCCACCAGAAUAUUGCUACUCCACUCAACAUUUGAAAUAUCUGCCCGCAGGAAGUACCAUUGCUUUGAGAAAAACCUAUGGCCUCGGUCGUUUUGAACUCUUCAACGAGACUGGCCAUGGCGACAAGAUUGAAAAUUUCAAAUUCAACGCCUCUUCCAUUGUCGGAACCAUGAAAUAUCGUUCAUGGGCCAUUCCCUAUCGUAUUGAUUUGAUGAAUGCCGAACAGAAAGGAUCAGCUGAGGGACGCGGAGCUAGUUUUUCCAUUGGACAACAAGUCUCUUUGCACGAGUGUCGUAACGAUACCACUUCUGAAUUUACUGUAUUGGGAAGAAUUUCUCAAACGAAUGUGUUUGAAUUUUGGAAACGAACAUAUGAAGUAUAUGAUGCUACGACCACCAAUAAGAUUGCUACGGUCGAGGAUAAGUUUGGAAUUAAUGAACCAUUUGUUGCUCGAACACCAGAAGGAGUCGUGGUGGCCGAGUUUCAACAAAUUACUUGGCAAUUACAAGAAACUUGGAGAUUAUCGGUCAAGUAUGAUAUGCCUAAUUUUGAUAUGAGAAGUUUGUUGAUACUCGUUUCUGUCAUUUCAUAUAAUAGAAAUUAA
Naegleria lovaniensis is the source of this 717-nucleotide messenger RNA. RefSeq lists its product as uncharacterized. The transcript has 2 exons. NCBI's taxonomy places the organism in Eukaryota, Heterolobosea, Eutetramitea, Acrasida, Naegleriidae. The record is from RefSeq and is a predicted model, not a curated record. Bases 1 to 717 code for a protein of 238 amino acids.